Messenger RNA from Morchella importuna, 1524 nucleotides. RefSeq lists its product as uncharacterized. The transcript has a single exon. Bases 1 to 1524 code for a protein of 507 amino acids. The record is from RefSeq and is a predicted model, not a curated record. Lineage: Eukaryota; Fungi; Ascomycota; Pezizomycetes; Pezizales; Morchellaceae.
AUGCUUUCAGGCCAAAGACCUCAUCGAGCUGCUAUUACUGAGGCGCCGUAUCAAAAAUCACUUUAUGUGGCACCUCUUAGGCAUAAAUCUCCUUCACUUCCGAUGCUAAGGGCACCCAAUAUGCAAAACCUCAAUUUUCACCCCCUCGGCCUUCAGCCACUCAACUCUUUCAGGGCAAAAUUACCAACACGUGCCUUUGCUGAAAAGAUGACCGAAGACACGGAUCAGACACCUCGACCGCUAAGCAUCAGAAAGCUUCGAAAAUCGCCUUCAUUGCCUGUGGGCCGUGAGUCAAAACAGGUGCACUUUCCUCGACGACCACCGCCGCAAUCAAGAAGCUUCCUUGGAGUUACUUUUCCACCGCAACCAAAACAACGUAGCAGCUCCACGGGUGUUUUGCUAACAGAUAAAAAUAAUAUUAACAAACAAAGAACUGGGAAAGAGACUUUACGAAGAUCCUCUACUGCUAAGACUGAUAAAAAGAGAGAUCUUCCUGGUGCAGGUAUGGCAUGGUUACAGAGGCCACGGAAUUCUCGACAACCCGCCAGUACACCUACUACCAGUUCUCAGGAUUCUUCAAUUAGGAACUCUCUCGAUGAUUACACACCGACCCCAGAGUCUGGUUAUGUGACGGCCCCCACACACCGCUCUCCGACAGAGCCAGGGAGUCGGAAUAGCAGCGGGGAUGCAACAGCUGGAAGUUCAUAUAGAACGCGUUCUUAUGGGUCAGCAGAAGUGAAAAUUGAAAUCUCACCAGAUCAGAUUGAGACAGAUGUUGUACAGCAUGGGAAAAAGGGAUUCAAACUUCGCAGGGCUUCAAGCACAGGAGCACAUGGAUCUAAGAAAAGGGUGGAUUCGAAGUCAGAAAAUAUUUCAUCUGAACCAAUCGAAAAAGUUGCUUCGAAGGGGUGGAAGGAUAAAGUUUUCUCGAGAGACUUUUUCACUCGAGUCGGUGGUGGUGGGGCAAAUGUUCCGAAAAAAGAAACCAAACCAAAAGUAAAGGAACGGAGUAGUAGUAGCUCUUCUACAACAAUGGCAACAACAAUAAAAAAUAUAGGAGCUACGGGACUAUUAAACGAUGGAGAAAAGUCAACCUCCGUGAAACGUGUGCUUUUGAAAACCAGCCAGAGCUGGUGCGAGCCAGGGACCUUGAGGAAAGCAAAUGAUAUUAGCAGACCGCACUGGGAUGCUAUUAGUGAGAGCAACAAUACCGGAAAUUUCUUGGGACAAGGAAAUAAAGGGAACUUUAAUGAUAGUGUUCUCGGCAUAUUUGAAGGAAGUACCGGUGGUAUGACUCGGACCAGAUUAAAAAAAACAGGCCAAUGGAAACCUCCGAUAUUACAACUUCAAAUGGAAGUCGUCUCAGAGACGGAAAAAGUCCCGAUAUCCUACCCGGGGUCGCAAGGAACUGAGAAAGCUACCUGGAUAUCAAUAGAGCUAGAUGCUUCUGUCGACGGCGGCACUGAGGGAUUUCAAGGAAGCAAAGUUGGACUGGAUGUAGGAAUUCUAAUCGAUACCUCGUGA